Messenger RNA from Megachile rotundata (alfalfa leafcutting bee), 723 nucleotides. Its product is annotated as HIG1 domain family member 2A, mitochondrial. Gene Ontology annotation, biological process: mitochondrial respirasome assembly. Gene Ontology annotation, cellular component: mitochondrion. Lineage: Eukaryota; Metazoa; Arthropoda; Insecta; Hymenoptera; Megachilidae. The record is from RefSeq and is a predicted model, not a curated record.
GUCCACCGAAAGAAAGAACAAGAUUUAACUAUAGAAAAUCGUAUGUUCAUGAUUGCACUGUGUCACGUUUGUGGUUCGUUUGUAACGAAUACAGUGUUAAUUUUGUAAAAUUCUAUAAAUUCUAUGUUACUAAUGCAGCAACAUUUUUCUUUCUGAUAACAAUGGAAAAUUUAACGAAAAAUCGUCUUGAUUUGGAUACAUCAAACAAUUCGAAAGAAAUGGACCAAUUUGAUUGGAUUAAAGUUUUCGACGAAGAAUUCAAAACUGAAUCGUUUCUAGACAAAUUAAUACGCAAAACAAGUCAAAACCCUGCAGUACCUAUAGGUACUAUAGCAACUACAGCUGCUCUCUCUUAUGGUCUUUGGAACUUCCAUAAAGGAAAUAAAAUAAUGUCUCAAUACAUGAUGCGUGCACGAGUGGGGGCACAGGCUUUUACCAUUUUGUCCGUAGCUAUUGGAUGUAUUUACCUAUCGAAUAAACCAAAUAAGUAGUAUAUUUAUCUAUAGUAGUUUGUUAGAUGGUGAAUUUAUUUCAUUGUUUAAUUUAUCAAGUCGUUUCAACAAAACAUUCUAUAUCCGUACAACUUUGGUUCGGAAAAGAAAUAAAUUUUAUUUUUAAGUGUAAGCGAAAAGGUUCAUAUAAUAUUUUAUAAAAAAUAAUGCUGCGUGAAACUGAUGUAAUAAAAUUUAUAUGUUGUCCAUGGAAUAAAUAGAUUUCGUGCGA